Eriocheir sinensis (Chinese mitten crab) is the source of this 2886-nucleotide messenger RNA. RefSeq lists its product as uncharacterized. The coding region runs from base 222 to 1613 and encodes 463 amino acids. The record is from RefSeq and is a predicted model, not a curated record. NCBI's taxonomy places the organism in Eukaryota, Metazoa, Arthropoda, Malacostraca, Decapoda, Varunidae. The transcript has 3 exons.
GUUUCAGAGAGGUGACAGGACAGGUCGUGGGCAGGGAAGUGGAGGUGUUAGCAGUGGUGGUGGAUGGCAUCUGCUGAGUGGCUGCGAGGCAAUAGACGGAGGCAGGUGGUUCUGGCCUCAGUGCCGGGACGUGGGCACAGCUGUUGGUGGCUGAUUUCUCGGCGAGCCGUGACCGGUCAGCCCGCUGCGCGGCACUACGGGGUCCCCGAAGUGCAUCUACCAUGUCAGACCUGUACCAGAGCAGUCUCUUUGAGCCCACAGCCCCGCAAGAAAACCUGCUGGUUCGGGUUACCAAGAAGAAGCAGCCCAAAAUUGUAGCUGAACAGAAUCAUAAAGACAAAAAGCAAGUAUCUGCAUCAACCACAACUUCCUCCCGCCCGAACCAUUCACUUGUUGCAUUUCUUGCAUAUUUUACUCAACGUCGAAAGAUAAACAACAACAAUAAUAACAACAAAUUCAAUCACGAGCACCUCUCCAAGGUUUCAGAGGCUCAAGGCGGCGGUGCUCACGCUCCGGCACCGAGAGGCAGUACAAUGUUCAGCUUGUUUCGUGGCAAACAUAAUUCUGAUUCUUCCGAGAGAAAGUCACCUCCAGAAGAGGAAACAUCCGAGUCUCAAGAUCAAGUGGCUGAUGCAAAAGAACCCGACAGUCUAAGGCCUCAAGCCAAAGGUGACACGGAGGUGCUGUGUCAGGGGCUUCUUGCGAAAACUGACUCACUGGGCCAAAAGUGUUUACUCUCUCAAGGCUCGGAGACUGACUCACCCUUGGCACCAGAACCCCGCAAGCACAGAAACAAUGAGCUCGGCGAUUUCCUCGAAACUGUCGGCAAUAACGGAGGCGAAGCGCGAUCAAACGAGAAUGAAACGUCUUCCAAGUACGAGAAGUUCGUGGAUUCCUCUGACCUGCAGGAACAAAUGAACAGUAUUAACCUCAAGCGAUGCAAAGACGCCGUGAUGCCUCACUCCAUCCACUCGUCAGUCGCGCACCCAGCGCAUUCUGAAAGUUUAUCCAUUCCACCUGUCAUUGAGGAAACGGAGGAGGGUAAUGCUGACGAGCCGCACGUUAUCGAAGUCUUUUUGCCUCAGCGCGAGCCUUCCGUCCAAGAGUCACCGAACCGAGUGUUUGUGCCGAGUUCGUGCGACAUCCCGGGGACGCAAGGAAGCACAAGAAAACGCAACAAGCUACGCCACAUCUUGCGACGCUUACUCUCUGUGAAUGGCAGGCUCAGGAAAGAAGAUAAACAGUGGUUAGUGGAUGAGGAAGAAGAGGACGACGAAGAGGAGCAGGUGAUGGCUGAGACCAACGUUGACGGAGAUGACGCCGAGGAGGACCAAAAGUGUACGGCUUCAAGGACGACCUCGACCGAGGACGACACACAGGGCGUCACCCCAGAGAAGAAGAGGCGACCAGGAACGAAAGGCCUCUGUCUGGGCUGGGGCCGCCGUGUCCGACGCUCUCUGGGCCUCGGGUGUCACUAUCUCGGGCUUGGCGUCCUCAGCAUCACCAACUACAUUCCCGAGGCCGUCUUCAUGGGCCCUGUGAUCCCCAGGAAGAACUACGACACCGAUUACAUCUACUUCUCCAGCGACUAUGUGAUACCCGAGUACAUGUGAGCGUUGGGGGGAUCGACACCCACCUGACGAUGGCGUUAAAGGAAAGUUUCAGUGAUAUUGAUACUUGAUGCUGUUGAAGGGAUGAUUCGGUGACAUAUUAUUUCCUGAUACUCUUCAGGGAAUUACAUAUCGGAUUUUUUUCUUAUUACAUUCACAGCCACGCAAAAUAAAACCAUUCCAAGAGCUGUUAUCUCCCCAUACAGUCGAAUAAUCCACAAAACUUUCAUUAUACUUCAAUAUUGUUCACGGGGAGGAAGGAAAAGAAAGGUUGAUUCGUCAUAGUUUGGUGUCGUAUAAUACAGCCUUGUCGCCACUGUCUCCGCCUCGUUCCAGAAAAUAAUGAUAAUUGAGAAUUCUCCCCCACGCUGCCGCCUCCCUCAUCACCACCCCGUCACGAUCUCCUUUGUACCAUCAACUUAUUAACUUCAAGGGAAUUCACAGCCUCCUCAACCAUUAGCACAGUUGAUCCCUGUUCUCUCGUUGAGUCUGUCGCCGUUCGUAUUCUCGGCGAGUUACUUUGUUAUUAGGGAACAUUAUGAUUCUUGUUUUCCUGGUUAUUGCCACUGUUUAUUUUACACCGUUACCCACACACGACCUCCUCCACGAAUUACCUUGCUGUUGGUGAUGAUUCUCCUACUCCCUUGCUUAUGUUGUUGUUGUUGUUAUUAUUGUUAUCUUCAUACUGUUUCAUCGCAUCUGUGUCCUCAUCCUCCAUUGUAACUCAUCAUAUACGUCAGUCAUACGUUUCAGUCAUCUCCCAUCUUUCUGUUCUUGUUCACACACACACACACACACACACACACACACACACACACACACACACACACCAGCAAUACUACUCUGGGAACCACUUAUCUACACUCUCAGUUCAUACCAUCAUCAUCAUCAUUGCACUAAUAGGAGCACAGUUAUCAUAUCUGUCACGAAAUAUCUCAUCCUCCAUACCCAGCUAUGUAGGUAUGCAUUUAGCUCACUACUCGAAGUCAUCACAAGGAUCACCAGUCAUCCUAACAGCCACGCCCAGCAUCCACUGAUCACCACAUCACAAUCAUUUUAAUCAUAAUCUUUUGAUGGUACAGGCAAAAUGAAUCAUUGUCCCUCAUACUGGAUAAUGAUUUCAUACGAUUAAGUUUUCUAUAAGUUGAGCAUGUUUGGAUAAGUCUUCAGUAAUCUAGAGUAGUUGAAGUUUUGGUAUAUUUAGUAUAAUAGCAAGUAAGUUUUCACCCCAUGAAUACUACUGUAAAACUGAUUGUAAUAACAUUUUUAGACAUCA